Molecule: messenger RNA, 801 nt
Organism: Lecanosticta acicola
Lineage: Eukaryota; Fungi; Ascomycota; Dothideomycetes; Mycosphaerellales; Mycosphaerellaceae
Source: the annotation of a GenBank genome assembly
AUGGGCGCUUGGGGCUACGGACUCUUCCAAGGCGAUCAUGACCUGGAUGUCAUCGCGGAUCUCAACUACGAGAUCGGCUUGUCUGAACUGGAAGCGCAGGCCAAAGCCAAAGCCAGAGCUGCGCCAGGAACAGAGCCGUCAAAGACCAACGAUACCAAGCAGACCUCUGAAGACAAGGAAGAGGAGGAUGAGGACGAAUUCGACCGUAUGAUUCGCUACGACUUGUACGGCAACGCGUGCUCCGACCCCGACGCCGUCCGCGAGUAUCUCCACAACACCGACGCUCUGCCCAAGCUCAUCGCCGAGUACACCACCGCUUUCCGCAAUGCGAAGUCCGUGCAACACUGGUAUGGUCCGGAGUACAAACUCGUCAUCCUGGCAGCCUGCCUCAUGACCCUAGGCUGCAAGCUUCCAGCAGACCUCAAGAAGCUCGUCGGAAAGCUGUAUCCACACGUCGGUCUCAUGGCCGAGGGACAACAGCAGAUGGCCAAGGCUCUGACGCAAUACAAGGAAGGCGAUCUCUGGGACUUCGAGUCACUUGGAUUGAUUGACACUGCGAACGCUAGAGACUCUAGCAUGGGCGGAGGGAUGAACGUGAUGGGUGUUGGUACGCUCUUCGGUGCUCCGCCAAAGGCGAAGUCGUAUCCUGACGAGCUGUGCGGCACCUGUGGCUCUGGCGCUGAUGAGGGCCACGGCUUGCCCGUCUGUGCGAAGUGCAAGAAGCGCAAGUACUGUGACAAGGAUUGCCAGAGGAUUCACUGGGGUACUCACAGGAAGGAAUGCAAGAAGGCCGAGGCCUAA